Messenger RNA from Paramecium pentaurelia, 3673 nucleotides. The record is from the annotation of a GenBank genome assembly. Lineage: Eukaryota; Ciliophora; Oligohymenophorea; Peniculida; Parameciidae.
AUGUUAUCAACUCAAUAAUGUUAGGCAGAGCAUUAAAGUAUACAAAAACUACAAUAAUACUUAUAAGGAUUGAAUAAGUCUAUUGUUAAAUAGAGCACUUUAGCAAAUUUGUAAACAAUAUCGAAUAAUUUGGAUGCUGCAGCUAAUGAAAUAGGGUUUUUAUUGUAAUCUAGAGAUCUAAAUGAAUUUAGCCAUAUAGUAAAUAAAUUGUCAUCAGUAUGGAAAGAAUUAUAUAAAACUGUAUAUAAUAGUAAAAUGGUUAAUGAAUUUGAUAAUGAGACAAGUGAGUAUCAAUAAAAGAUAGAAUUAAUAUAAUAAACAAAAAGAUAAAUGAAAGAUGGAACUGGAGAAAUAGGUUAAUUUGGAGGUGUACGUGUAUCAAGUUAUCAGACUCCUUAAAAUAAAAAUAUGAUGAGAUAGAUGAGUAGUUAAUAGACAGGGUUACCUUCAAUUUCUGGAUAACCUUAAACAGAAUAGAAACAUAAAAUGAAUUAUGAAAUUGAUGAUAAUUAAAGAGACAUUUUGUAGGAAGUAUUAAGAUAAAGCAGUAAAUUAAAUAUGCAGAUAGUAAUGAAACGGUAUGAUCCAAAAAUAACAUUAAUGUUAAGUGAAGGAACAGAUACUAAUUUAGAUAUUUAAGAAGCAAUAAGAGGAUUUAAUAAAGAUUAUUUAGAGAUUAAAUUAUCAGAAAUAAUUAAGGACAACUAAAAAAAUAUUGAAGAAAUACAAAAAGUAAUGUAAGAGAAACACGAAUUUACUUAAGUGACUGAAUCAUCAGCAACAGAAAAAUUAAAAUAGAUUUAUAAGACUAUAUACACAAAAACAACUGAAAUGGAUUAAUUAAUGGUUGAGGCAUCUAAAUAAGAACCUUAAGUGGCAAAAAAUGUGUUGGAAGAUUUUAUUCAUCAUGUUACACAUAAUUAUAAAGAUAUAUAAUCAGAAACAUUUAAGAUUGUAGCUAAAUUGUUUUAAUAGAUGUAAUAGAAAUAAAAACAAGAUGAAUUAUUGAAAAGUAGAACUUUAUAAGUCUAAUAACCUUAACAUAAAAAAGAUAAAUUAAGUUCAUCUAAGAGAGUUAAUUAAAGUUCUGCAGAUGAAUCUUAAGCAAGUGAUAAAAUAAGAUAGGAAUUAAUUGAAAAGAAAAUGGAAGUUGAUAAAAAGAAUUAAGAAAUAUUUGAAUUAUAGAAUAAGGUUAGAUAAACAGAAAAUUAAUAUAUAUAAACAGCUUUAGAAUUGGAAUCAAUGAAAUUAAAUGUUAGUAAGUCAGAACAAGAUAAGGCAUAAUUAAAUUAUGAAUUUAAGAAAUUAGAAAAGCAACUUACUUCUUUUAAUUCAAAGACAUUUCAAGAUUAAGCUAUUUAAUGUACUGAUAUUGGAUAAUAAAAUUUAAUUUAAAAAUUACAAAAAGAUAAUUAACAAUUUUAAUAAAAAGUUUAUUAACUAAAAAGUGAAUUAAAUAAAAUAAGUCCAAAUUCAGGAAGAGAAUUGAAAUAGUAAAAUACAGAGUUUUAAGAUAAAAGUGAUGAUUAAAAUAUUUAAAAUUCUUAAAAUGGUACACCUAGAUUAACUAGUAGAUAUAAAUCUGCAUAUGAUUUUGAUAAUUAAUUUAAUGAAGAUGGUUUUUCAAUAGAUUAGAGAUUAGAUACUUCAUAAUAAAUGUAUAAAAAUAGUGAAAUCUCAAAUAGAGAAAGAUUGGAUGAUAUGGGAUUUGAGAGAUCUCCUACUCAUUCAAAUACAGUUAAAGCAAGUUAAAAAGUUAAAAAUAAAAAUUAAACUUAAUUAGAAACAAGAUAAACAAACAGUCCAAAAUCUAAUUCAGAAAGAUCAGUUAAAUUAUCAUAGUAAUUAAGUUAAACAAAUUUCAAUCCAAAAAAAAAAAAAUAAAAAUCUAUUCUUAAAAUAGAAGAAGAAGAUUCCACUUUAAAUUAAUCAGCUGAAUUAAAGAAAUCUAAAAUUAAAAAGUAGGCAUUCUCUAAUAAAGUAAUAAGAAGAUAAACUACUUUAGAAGUUGCAUCAAAAGAUUUCUUUAAAAAUUCAAAUUCAAUUAAAGAUUAAGAUGAUACAUAAACAGCCACUAAUUUUGAAACACAAAGAACAUCAUCUGGAUAAGGUAUAAAUAAACCUAAAAGAAUUAAAUCAAUUGAUAAAAAAAAAAAUGUAAGUGGAAGAAGAAUUUAAACUGAAGGAUAAGAGUAAUUUUAAGAAAGUGAUGAUAGUCAAUCAGAAAAUGGCAAUACAAAGGUGAAAUUUUCAAGAAGUACAACUUAGAAAGAAUAAAAAUAAUAAUCAAUAAAAAAAGGAAAAUAAGGAACUUAAAGUAGACAUAUGACUAUUAAAAAAUCUGUAGAUGCUUAAAUGAUUGAAACUGUUGAAGAAAUUCCUUCAGGUAGAACAUCUUAAUAAAGUUUAGAUAAAUUUAGUUUAAAAUAAUCAAAUACUAUUGAAGAAACAGAUGAAUAUGCUAAGCAUAAAAAAGAACAACUAAAAUUUAAUGCUAGCUCUCCUAUAAAAAGAUCUAGCACAUCAGUACCAUAAUAACUCUAAAUGAUUAUAAAAUUAAAUGAUGAAGAUUAACAAUAAUUUACAACUUACUGGCAUUAGAGUAUUUAUUAUUAAAUAUAUGUUUAGGACAUAUUGAUUAAGAAACUUAGACUGAAAACUAUCUAUUAAUUCAAUUAAUAUAAAGUACAAUAGCUUAAUUAGAUCUUCCUAUGAAUAUUAAAUAAAAUAUAGCCCAAUAAUUACCUAAAAAAAUGGAAGCAGCAGUUGCAAUAGCAUUGAAUUAAAGUUAAAUCAUACAUUAGACAGCUAAUUAAAGUUUAGAAUGUUUGUAAUAGUUUGAAAUUACUACUCCUCAAAGUUCUCGAUAAUCAUAAGAAUCUUUUAGAUAAAAAUAAAUUAGAAAUUAAAGAUCACUUGAUUCUCAAGGAAAAUAAAAAUUAUAAACUUUAUUAGAUUUGAAUUAAUUUGAACCUUCUUAAACAAAAACAAGUUUAGAUAGUAAAAUUGCUUAAUUAACUUAAAAGAAUUCAGUAGAAUUACCUGAUUAAGGAAAUUCUGAAAAAAGUGAAGUUUUUUUGAGAUCUAAAGCAGAAAUAGAAAAAUAGUUUAUAUUAUAAUAAGAAUAGGUAUUGAAGAUGGAGGAAUUUCUCAAGCCUGAAGAUGAAGAUUUGGGAUAUGAAGAAUUAGCAAAAUAAAUAAUAGCCAAUGAAAAUGGAGGUUAAGCAUUAGAAUAAUUCAAAUAAAAUGAUCUCUAAUCAGAAAAUUUUAUGAAAAAACUUCAUAAUAGCAUGACUAAUUAGAAAACAAAAGGAGCUGCAGCAAUAUAGGAUAUGUUAAAAAGAUUCUAUAAAAAGAAUCCAAAAGAGCAAAUCACUUAUCAUGAAUUUAAAGGAUUUUAUUAAAAGGUUUUUGCUAUUCAUAAAUAAUGUGGUUUUAAUAUUGUAUGUAGUCAUUUAUAAAGAUUUAUAAUGAAAUUAGGAUUUACUUGUACCUUAUUUUCCAAACGAAAAGUAUUAAUAAAAAUAAAUAUUAGUUAUUAAAAACCUCCCUUUCAAUAUUGAAACCUUUUAAUCCAUUGCACGAAACAAAAUAAAAAUUAGUGAAUCAAUCAACUACUAAUUAGAAUUCUAGCAAAUUCUAAACUAAUUAACAUUUUUCUGUUGAUUAUUGA